ACACCAUCUUCUCAAACUCAAUACCAUACACUAAUACACUAUUUUUACUCUCAAGCCAUGGCUAAAUACAAUUUCCAACACUUCAUUACAACCCUCCUCCUAUUUUUCUUCAUUUCACCCACUUUCUCUAAACAAUCUUUCAGGCCAAAAGCCCUAGUUCUCCCAGUCACAAAAGAUGUCGCUACCACAAACCAAUACAAAGCUCAAAUCAACCAAAGAACACCACUAGUCCCACUGAACAUCAUCGUCGAUCUCGGUGGCCUGUUUCUCUGGGUUGAUUGCGAAAACCAGUACAUUUCCUCCACAUACCGUCCUGCACGGUGUCGCUCUGCCCAAUGCUCCCUUGCCAAAUUCGACGACUGUGGUGUUUGUUUCUCAUCACCAAAACCUGGCUGCAACAACAACACCUGCAGUGUUGCCCCAGGGAAUAGCGUUACCCAGAGCGCCAUGAGCGGUGAACUGGCUGAAGAUAUUUUAUCAAUCCAAUCCUCUAAUGGCUUCAACCCAGGACAAAAUGUCAUGGUUUCACGCUUCCUAUUCUCAUGUGCACGAACUUUCUUACUAGAAGGACUUGCAAGUGGUGCUUCUGGUAUGGCUGGUCUUGGAAGAAACAAAUUAGCUCUUCCAUCUCAAUUAGCUUCGGCUUUUAGCUUCGCUAAAAAAUUCGCUAUUUGUCUUUCCUCUUCAAAGGGAGUUGUUUUAUUCGGGGAUGGACCUUACGGUUUUCUCCCCAACGUCGUUUUUGAUUCUAAGUCACUCACAUACACACCGCUUUUGAUCAAUCCCUUUAGCACAGCUGCUUUCGCAAAGAGUGAGCCUUCAGCCGAGUAUUUCAUCGGCGUGAAAACUAUUAAAAUAGAUGGAAAAGUUGUUUCGCUUGACACUAGUUUGUUAUCUAUAGACAGUAGCAACGGUGCUGGUGGAACAAAGAUAAGUACCGUUGAUCCUUACACAGUUUUGGAAGCUUCUAUUUACAAAGCAGUUACAGACGCUUUCGUGAAAGCGUCUGCUGCAAGAAACAUAAAAAGGGUGGAUUCGGUUGCACCUUUUGAGUUUUGUUACACUAAUGUGACUGGGACACGAUUGGGUGCGGAUGUACCUACUAUUGAGCUUUAUUUGCAGAACAAUGUGAUUUGGAGGAUAUUUGGUGCAAAUUCAAUGGUGAAUAUAAAUGAUGAGGUUUUGUGUCUUGGUUUUGUGAUUGGUGGUGAGAAUACAUGGGCUUCAAUUGUGAUUGGAGGGUAUCAGUUGGAGAAUAAUCUUUUGCAAUUUGAUUUGGCUGCUUCUAAAUUGGGAUUUAGCUCCUUGCUCUUUGGACGACAAACUACUUGUUCUAACUUCAACUUUACCUCCACUGCCUAGAUGCCGUUUUCCCAAAUCAACAUUUUUUUUAUACUCUAUCAAGUUUGAAUCAUAUUUCAAGUUUGAAUAAUUAGUGUUUCCUUUGUUCAUAAUAAAUUGCAUUGAAAUUCAUGUAUGGUUUGACAAGGAUUGUAGUUAUAUGAACCAAAGAAUGUAUUUUCCCCCUUUUAUGGUGCAGUCAUACUGAGUCUCUGAUUAAAUCAAAAUUAAACAUUUUUAUUAUUA
Medicago truncatula (barrel medic) is the source of this 1587-nucleotide messenger RNA. RefSeq names its product probable aspartic proteinase GIP2. The record is from RefSeq and is a predicted model, not a curated record. The transcript has a single exon. NCBI's taxonomy places the organism in Eukaryota, Viridiplantae, Streptophyta, Magnoliopsida, Fabales, Fabaceae. Gene Ontology annotation, molecular function: aspartic-type endopeptidase activity. Gene Ontology annotation, biological process: proteolysis. Bases 58 to 1362 code for a protein of 434 amino acids. Gene Ontology annotation, cellular component: cell wall; plasma membrane; extracellular region.